Molecule: messenger RNA, 4134 nt
Organism: Archocentrus centrarchus (flier cichlid)
Lineage: Eukaryota; Metazoa; Chordata; Actinopteri; Cichliformes; Cichlidae
Product: ephrin type-A receptor 4-A-like
Exons: 19
Coding region: 1-3267 (1088 amino acids)
Biological process (GO): protein phosphorylation; axon guidance; ephrin receptor signaling pathway
Cellular component (GO): plasma membrane; dendrite
Molecular function (GO): ATP binding; transmembrane-ephrin receptor activity; protein binding
Source: RefSeq, a predicted model, not a curated record
AUGGAGCUGCUACAGCGAGCGCGCAGAGCCAACGGGGCACGCACACGCUUCCACAUGGCUGCAAACCUAUGGCGAACGUUAUCGGCCACCAUCUGGAUAUUAACAUUAGUUUCAAGUUCGAGAACGAGGAUUUAUCCACCAAAUGAAGUGACCCUGCUGGACACCAGGACAGUGCCAGGAGAGCUGAAAUGGGCAGCCAGUCCUUCAGAGGGGUGGGAAGAGGUGAGCAUUAUGGAUGAGAAGAACAUCCCCAUCAGGACAUACCAGGUGUGUAAUGUCCUAGAGCCCAAUCAAAACAACUGGCUGAGGACGGACUGGAUCCCUCGGUCUGGAGCUCAGCGGGUCUACGUCGAAGUCAAGUUUACACUGAGAGACUGUAACAGCCUUCCAGGAGUCACCGGCACCUGUAAGGAGACAUUUAAUCUGUACUACCACGAGUCAAACGAAGACAGAGAGAGCUACAUCAAAGAGAACAGCUUCAUUAAGGUGGACACUGUGGCAGCAGACGAAAGCUUCACCCAGGUGGAUGUUGGAGACCGCAUUAUGAAACUGAACACGGAGGUGCGAGAUGUAAAAGUCACGACCCGGAAGGGGUUCUACUUAGCCUUUCAGGAUGUGGGCGCCUGCAUUGCUUUGGUUUCUGUCAGAGUUUUCUACAAAACCUGCCCACUCACAGUUCGCAACCUGGCAACUUUUCCUGACACCAUCACCGGGGCUGACACGUCCUCCUUAGUGGAGGUACGGGGGUCCUGUGUCAACCAAUCAGAAGAAAGAGAGGAACCUAAAAUGUACUGCGGUGCUGACGGAGAGUGGUUGGUUCCUAUUGGUGGAUGCCUCUGCAACCCUGGAUAUGAAGAAAAGGGAGGUGCAUGUAAAGCCUGUUCUGCUGGUUUCUAUAAGGCCAAAUCUACAGAUCCAGGAUGCGCUAAGUGUCCUCCACAUAGCCACUCCCUCAGAGAUGGGGCAACUGUCUGCGACUGCCAUUCUGGAUUCUUCCGUGCUGAUAGUGACCCUCCGUCCAUGGCCUGUACCCAGCCACCAUCAGCCCCACAGCAACUCAUUUCAGUGGUGAAUGAGACUUCGGUGGUCUUGGAAUGGGCCCCCCCUCAUCGUUUGGGAGGAAGAAGUGACACAAGCUACAGUCUGGAGUGUCUCAUCUGUCAAACUGGGAGCCACGGUCACACUGGCGUCAGAGCCCUUCCUAGGAAUCACAGCAUCGCUCAGCCUGAGGCUCAGCACAACGGGUUGGGAAUGCAGUCAGACCAGGGGAUUGUGGGACCUGAAGCUCCCCAUCUAGGCAGAGGUGUUUUCCAGAGCAGGCCUGGAGAUUACCCCCGGCCUGGUUCUGGCUCCGGCUCCGUCUCCGGCUCUCAGCUCUGCGCGCCCUGCGGCUCAGAUGUGCUCUUCUCUCCCGGUCAGGCGGGCCUCAAGACCACCAGGGUGGUGGUGAGCGAGCUCAGGGCCCACACACACUACACCUUUAUUGUCCAUGCGCGCAAUGGGGUCUCCCAAGCCAGUGGUGCAGGGGCAGCACAGAGCGUGUCUGUCAGCGUCACCACCAACCAAGCUGCACCCUCUCCAGUGUCGUUUAUCCAAGCCACUGAUGUCACCAGGCACAGUUUGUCAUUGUCAUGGCAACAGCCAGAUCGACCCAAUGGGGUCAUCCUGGAGUACGAGGUCAAGUUCUAUGAAAAGGAUCAGAGAGAGAGGUCCUACCGCAUAAUGAGGACCUUCUCUCGGAGUGUCGAUGUCACGGGCCUCAACCCCCUCACUGUUUACGUGUUUCAUGUGCGUGCUCGCACAGCUGCUGGAUAUGGAGAGUUCAGCACGCCUUUCGAAUUCUCCACAAAUUCAGAUCCCUUUCCUCUGAUUGGAGAAGGAGUUAACUCUGCCUUCCUCCUGCUGUCUGUCAGCGGGGUUGGAAUUUUACUGCUGAUAUCUGCAGCUGUCUUCAUCAUUAGUCGCAGGAGGAGCAAGUACAGUAAAACAAAGCAGGACUCAGAGGAGGAGAAACAUCUUAACCCAGGAGUAAAAAUCUAUGUGGACCCGUUCACCUAUGAAGACCCCGAUCAGGCAAUCCACGAGUUUGCCAAAGAGAUUGAUGUCAGCUGUAUUCACAUUGAGAAGGUUAUUGGCAUGGGAGAGUUUGGGGAGGUGUGCAGUGGUCGGCUGCGUGCGCAGGGAAAGAGGGAGAUCUACGUUGCCAUCAAGAGUCUGAAGGCAGGAUACUCUGACAAACAGAGGAGGGACUUCCUGUCUGAGGCCUCCAUCAUGGGACAAUUUGACCAUCCGAACAUCAUCAGACUAGAGGGCGUCGUCACGAGAUGCAAGCCGUUGAUGAUCAUCACAGAAUACAUGGAAAACGGCUCUCUGGAUGCAUUUCUUCGGAAACAUGACGGCCAGUUCACAGUGAUCCAGCUGGUUGGCAUGCUGCGCGGGAUCGCCUCAGGUAUGAAGUACCUGUCAGACAUGAACUACGUUCACAGAGAUCUGGCAGCGCGAAACAUACUGGUGAACAGCAACCUGGUGUGCAAAGUGUCCGACUUUGGCCUGAGCCGAGUUCUGGAGGACGACCCAGAGGCCGCCUACACUACAAGGGAGGCCACUGGGACUUAUCUUUCUCCUGGAGGGAAGAUCCCCAUCAGAUGGACUGCUCCAGAAGCUAUAGCCUACAGGAAGUUCACUACAGCCAGCGAUGUGUGGAGUUAUGGUAUCGUUAUGUGGGAGGUGGUUUCAUACGGAGAGAGACCCUACUGGGAUAUGAACAACCAAGAUGUGAUCAAAGCGAUAGAAGAGGGCUACCGACUGCCUGCUCCCAUGGACUGCCCCGUGGUGCUGCACCAGCUCAUGCUGGACUGCUGGGAGAGGGAUCGAGCAGAGAGACCCACAUUCAGCCAGAUACUCAACAUGUUGGAUAAACUCAUACGCAACCCUGGGACUCUACGCCGGACAGGAGGGGAAAGGCCCACAGGCACAAUGCUGGAGUCCGGGGUGGGAUCAGAGGUGUGUGUGUCAGUCAUACCGGAGAUGUGUGUGCCAGAGUGGUCGCUGUGUGAGUGGCUGCAGUCCAUCGGGUUGGAGAGGUACAGAGACACCCUUGCAGCGGCAGGUUACACCAGCCUUGACAGUCUCCUGGCUCUCACACACCAGGAGAUGGACAGACUUGGAAUAAUCACACCGUCACAUCAGGACAUGCUAAUUGCUAGUGUGCAGCAAGAAAUAUUCUCUCAAAUGCAACACAUGCAACACACUAUGGUUCCAGUCUGAGCUGGCACACGGAUACAAACCUGUUUCUGAGAAGAAUUUCAUUUACCUCAUCUGUGCACUUUAGAGGGACUUUUCACCAGUGGAAAUACAGGGUGUGGAGGAAAAGUAGAAGCACGAAGCGAGACGAAGAAAGAGAAAAGCAGCACUUUUUGUGAACUUCCAUCCUGUGGAGUUUUCUAUAAACCGUGAUCUGGACGUGGUCGCAGAUAGCAGUGAGCUACCGACAGCUUAGACCGAAGCCUCAUCCUCUUAUCCAGUUUCACUUCUCCUUGUUUUCUUAUCUGUUUGGUGAAGGCUGACAUGUGCAUAAGCAGAAUGGCUUCCAACCUUUUUUUUUUUUUUUUUUUUGGCUGCUUUGUGCUCAACUUGAACAAAAUGUAAUUUGUUUGCCCGCGUGUCUGUGUUUGUGCGUGUGUUUUUUUGCGGCGUGCGUAGCGUGAAUGCAUCCUACAUGAACUCUCCCUUGUCAAGAUGUCAGCUAUCAUUGAAUAACCUUAAUAUGCAACAUUAAAGAAGGAGCGGGAGAAGCCGGACAGAAUGUAUCAUUACAAGCUCUUAGUAGUUUCACACAGGAGGAUCAUGCUAACCAACUGUAUGAUUUUGCUUGUGUUUUUUUUUUUUUAAUUAUAUUCAUGUUUUUAUUUUGAACUGUAUGAAUUUUUGAUUCUGUUGAAGUAGACAUUUAGAUUAGGAUGUUGUCCAUCGGUGUCCGUGUAUUCGUCACUUGUUCGAUGCUAAGAAAUAGACACAUGAAGCCGUUUGUUUAUUUAUGAUCUUUUUUUAUCUAGUUUGUGCAUAGUAAAAUAGAAACACUGAGAAAUGUUGUACUGAGUGCCAUAUUGCAUUGCAAUAAAUGCCAAACCAUCA